AUGCUCGGAGCGCAGCGCGCGCUCGGCGUCGAUCGAGCGCUGGGCGCCAUCGCCGCGGAAACCGCCAUUGAGACUGCGGUGCGGGCUGUGUGCGACGAGGUGGGCUCGUUGGAGGUCGAGGUGGCGGCCGAAUCGACGUGGCAGAUGCUGACGCUGCCAACCAAGCGCGGCAGCGUCACCGCGGCCUCCGUGAGGGCGCGCAGUGUCGUGGCGGGCGGCGUCCGCGCCUCUUCUGCAGAGCUCUCCUUCCCGGAAGGCGUCAGCGUCGUCCUCGGCACGCCCACGUCGUCGCAGCCCGCCGCACAGCCCGCCGCUUUCGGACUGCCGAACCUCGCGCGGCGCACGCCGGCGGACUUCGCGGUCCGCUUCUCCCAGGACGACCUCUCUCGCUCUCCGGUGCUCUUCGCGUCGCUCGAGGCGCUGCUGCAAGAGCUGCUUCGGUCGGGCGCCUCGGCGGCGAUCGGCAGCGUGCUGCCGCAGGACACGGCGGCGCUGCGCAUCACGCUGCGCGAGGUCGAGUCUCUCCGCGACGGCCGCAUCACCCUCAUCGCCGACGGCACGAGCACGCGCGCAGACGGCUCUCUCGUCUCGCUGCAGGGGCUGCGAGUCCGCACCGCGGUGGGCGUGUCGCGGGUGGAGAGGAUGGUGGUGCUGAGCAGGAGCGAGCUGCUCUCCACCUUCGAGGGGCUCGGCGCGCGGCUCGAGGUCGGCCUCCCCUUCCUCCGCGGCGCGGGCAUCCCUCUCCCCGCCGGUCUCACCCUCGAACAGCUCGCGGUGCUCGAUGGCGCAGUCACCGCGCGCGGCAGCGUCACCCUCGAGCCGCUCGACUAUUCGGCCCUCCUCGAGCAGGCGCAGCAGAUCCAGGCCGACUUUGCCGCCCCGGCGGCGACCUCAGCGACCGUCGACACGGAAGGAGUCGUCGAGGAGCAGCCCGCCGGCACGAGUCAGGGCAGCCUGCCACGCGGCGUCUGA
Emiliania huxleyi CCMP1516 is the source of this 972-nucleotide messenger RNA. RefSeq lists its product as hypothetical. Bases 1 to 972 code for a protein of 323 amino acids. The record is from RefSeq and is a predicted model, not a curated record. The transcript is spliced from 2 exons. NCBI's taxonomy places the organism in Eukaryota, Haptophyta, Isochrysidales, Noelaerhabdaceae.